Setaria italica (foxtail millet) is the source of this 968-nucleotide messenger RNA. RefSeq lists its product as uncharacterized. The coding region runs from base 9 to 698 and encodes 229 amino acids. The transcript has 2 exons. Lineage: Eukaryota; Viridiplantae; Streptophyta; Magnoliopsida; Poales; Poaceae. The record is from RefSeq and is a predicted model, not a curated record.
AGCCGCCGAUGUUGCCGCCGCCGCCGCCGCCGCCGCCGCCCCUUAUGCUUCUCCCGCUCCUCCUUGCCGCCAGCUCCUUCGCCGCGGCCAAUGCCAAGGCUACACCCCCGUCUGCCACCGCGGCGGCAGGCGCCCGCGCCGGCUCCCCUGCCCCGGUUCCGACGCCGUGGCCGGAGCAGUUCCACGCGGUGAUUUUCACGAACCUCACCGAGAGCGGCGGCCGGCUGCAGCUGAUAGACAUCUACUACGACUGGCCCAAGGGCCGCAACCUCAACCUCAUCCACAACCAGCUCUCCGGCGACCCGACCUACAACGUCGAGUGGGCCAACGGCACCUCCUACCUCUUCGACGCCGCGUCCUGCUGGACCUUCCACUUCGCCGUGGGCCUCCUGCCGCCCGACUGGAUGAAGGCCCGCGGCGCCGCCUACCUGGGCCGCGGCCGCCUCGACGGCUUCGACUGCCACGUCUGGUCCAACUUCCUCUUCGCACGCUACUACGAGGACGCCGCCACCGGCCGCCCCGUCGGAUGGAACUUCAACGGGAUGUUGCGGCAUGUGCUGAGCUUUGAGGCAGGGGCAGUGCUGUCGGACUCCGGCAAGUGGCAGGCGCCGGCUUACUGCUUCAAUGGCAGCAACGCCGACGCCCCUGCUCCUUCUCCGGUUGAUCAGCUGAUUCGCCGGGGCUCCGGCAGCAGCUAAAGGUCCUCCACAGUGUGUUGCCAGAGUGAUGCAAAAUACUAUUUUCCAUACCAUUCAAUAGGAAAUCUGGCACCCCCACUCCCUUUGGCAGCAUCUACUAAUUUGGAACUUAAUUUGAAAGCGAUAUUUCGACCCGGACACUUUUGGAUGCUUCUAAUAACCAACGAAUAGCAAGUGCUCUUCCUUGUUUAGAUCCUAUUUCAAUCGGAACUUUCCGCGUCGAUCCUUUUUUAUUACGUCUUGUUUUUACUCCUAUAUUGGGAGUUACUC